Messenger RNA from Brettanomyces bruxellensis, 555 nucleotides. RefSeq lists its product as uncharacterized. Bases 1 to 555 code for a protein of 184 amino acids. The record is from RefSeq and is a predicted model, not a curated record. NCBI's taxonomy places the organism in Eukaryota, Fungi, Ascomycota, Pichiomycetes, Pichiales, Pichiaceae. Gene Ontology annotation, biological process: protein folding in endoplasmic reticulum. Gene Ontology annotation, cellular component: EMC complex. The transcript has a single exon.
AUGACGGGUGAAAAUUGGAUUAAUUAUUAUAAGACUGAGGAUGAAGUUGUUGAAAAGUUCAGUGGGAAGGUCAAUAUAGAGAAUUUACCAUUUCCCCCAGGAUAUGAUGAACAAAUUUACAGAUUACAGUCAGAAGGAAAGUUAAAGAAAUCACUGAAGUCGCAUAAAAAAGCAGAGAGCAAGGAGGAAUUGGAACGACUUAAAAGAAAGAAGAUAUGGGAGUUGGCAAUCAAGCCUGUUAAGAGUGUACCAAUGAAUGCUCUUAUGAUGUAUAUGUCACCAAAUUCUAUCCAAAUCAUAUCCAUUAUGAUGACAGUGACGCUCUUCUUUAACUCGUUGAGAGAUAUUUUGUCUGUGAAUAGGGCAUUUGCAAAUACGGAAGCAGAAUCAGAUUAUGAUAUGUUUGUCAUGAAGACUGUGUACGUGAUUUCUUGCUCAGGAAACCUCCUUCUAGGAAUUUGGAAGCUAAAUAGUUUGGGUCUAAUACCAAACAGAACAAGCGAUUGGCUUGGUUGGGAAUCUACUAUCCUAUCACAACAAAGUGUCGCUUUAUAA